Mugil cephalus (flathead mullet) is the source of this 1425-nucleotide messenger RNA. It is a transcript of the gene clic2, whose product is annotated as chloride intracellular channel 2. The transcript has 6 exons. The record is from RefSeq and is a predicted model, not a curated record. The coding region runs from base 272 to 1006 and encodes 244 amino acids. Gene Ontology annotation, molecular function: chloride channel activity. Lineage: Eukaryota; Metazoa; Chordata; Actinopteri; Mugiliformes; Mugilidae. Gene Ontology annotation, biological process: chloride transmembrane transport; negative regulation of ryanodine-sensitive calcium-release channel activity.
CCUCUCCCCUGACUGGUGCAGUAUGUUAAAAGCGAUAGCCUCCAAGGAGCCCUCAGACAAACACAGGCAGCCGUGAGGCGUUUUACUUUCUCCUGACAUCCACAUCCACACUCGUGUUCGAGGACACCGCUGUCAGCUUCCUCUCUUCUGGUCUGCGGAUUUUUUUGUUUUUGUCAGGGGGAGCAGAAAACCACUGGAGGAGAAAGUUUAACUGGAGAAAGUAUUUGGAAUUUUAAAAAAAAAAGUGAAAAGGAAACUUUCUUGAAACAGCAUGGCACUUCGGCAGAACUCAGAGAAGGACCCGAGCAUCGAGUUGUUCAUUAAGGCUGGACAUGAUGGUGAAAACGUGGGGAACUGCCCCUUCUGCCAGAGGCUCUUCAUGGUGCUGUGGCUGAAAGGAGUCAAGUUCACAGUGACCACCGUUGAUAUGAGGAAGAAGCCAGCUGAGCUGAAGGACCUAGCCCCUGGGACUAACCCCCCUUUCCUCCUCUUCAACGGCACCCUCAAAACAGACUUCAUCAAAAUAGAGGAGUUUCUUGAGACAACACUGGCCCCUCCCAGGUAUCCUCACCUCAGCCCGCUAAACAAAGAGUCCUUUGACGUGGGCGCGGACAUUUUCGCAAAAUUCUCCGCUUUCAUCAAGAACAGCCCCAAUAAUGCCUUCCACGAGAAAAACCUGCUGCGGGAGUUCAAGCGUCUGGACAUCUACCUGAACUCACCCCUCCCCGAGGAGAUCAACCACAACUCGAGAGAGAGCAUCACCGUCUCCAAGAGGAAGUUUCUGGAUGGAAACCGCCUCACCCUAGCGGACUGCAACCUGCUGCCCAAGCUGCACGUGAUCAGGAUCGCAGCCAAGAAGUACUGCGACUUUGACAUCCCUGCAGACUUCACAGGCGUGUGGAGAUACCUUCAAAACGCCUACGAGAGAGAGGAGUUCAAACAGACGUGUCCGGCCGACAUCGAAAUCGAGAAGGCUUACUUAACCGUGGCCAACAAGAGGACAUAGACCUCCAAUGUCCUUUUUUCACCAAGCUUAACCAUGCAUGUAUCUGUGAUAAUCUGUAGAGGGCGCUACAACUAAAAACUACAGCAUUGACCCAGACACUAUUCCACCUUAAAAGCCUUGAACUGAUGUUGCAGCAGGAUAAUAAGAUGUUGUUACUGGUUGGGAUCAUCGACUGUUUGUCGGUAAACGCUCAUAAGAAAAAGAAAAGGCCAAAUGUGCAAUUGACUUUUGAUUAUAAUUUUUUUGUUUAUAGUGUAAAUAUUUUUUUUCAUUCUUUUUAUAAUCAAAACACCCUCAUUUAAAUAUAUAUGAUUGUGUUAGUGUGAGCAGUAGCUGCAGAAACAGUUCAUGAAGAACAUGAAAUAUUCUCCUGUAUCUGUAUAAAUCAAAUUUAAUGUGAUUAAACUAAUAAUAUUUCA